CGGUUUAACCGGGAGUUUUGAAGGCUGUCAGCAGCGGAUUAGCUAAUCCAGCGUUACCUGACUGAUUUAUAUAUUUCAGUAGUUUAGACCCGCUGAGAUUAACCCAUGGGAAUGUCUGCUGAACUGCUGGAAGCCACGAAUAUGGUGAAGAGCCUGCGAGUGGCUGAGCUGCGCGAGUUCCUCUCCUCUAUUGGCAAGAGCAAGAAGGGCCUGAAGAAAGAGCUGGUCCAAAGAGUAACUGGGCUCCUCCAGAAAGAGAAAAGACCAGAUCUGCUCUCCACCAUCCAGGAGCUCUACAAACUCCGCCAGUCCACUACCGGCAAAAACAGGCGCUCGCAGGUCAUCUCCAUCCCGCCUUCUCCUGAGGUUAUAGCCAUGCCCACAGCUGAGUGCCUCAGCAAACCAGACGCAGUGACCCCCAGCAUCGUCUCUGAGCCGCAGAUGAUCAAGCUUCCCUUCUAUCAGACACUAGAGACCAUUGUUCCUCUAGUGCCAUUAGUGCCUGUUUCUGCUCAUAAACUGCAGACAGAUUCCAUCACAGUGUGCCUGACUCCAAACCAGUGGACUCAGAUCAGGAGCUCUCAAGGGUCCAAUUCCAAGCUGAAGUCCUUUCAAGUGGUGCUCAGAAUUUGCUACACAGAGAGUGUUGGCGUUGAAGACGAUCAAUAUCCACCCAAAAUUUCUGUGUUGGUCAACGGCAUAGAAUGCGACCUACAGAUCCGCUAUGCAUCCAGUAAGGAAGGCUUGGAGCCUUCUCGCCCCUGCUGCCCAAUCAAUCUCACCCCAUUAUUAAGACAGACCGCUGUGAACCGUGUUACUGUAAUGUGGGGUAAUUAUGGCAAGCGCUAUUCUGUAGCUGUAUAUCUGGUGAGGGCUUUCACCUCAACAGAUCUUUUUGAGCAUCUUCAGAACAAAGCUGUGGAAAGUGAGGAGCACUGCAGACAGAGAAUUUGUGAGAAGCUGUGUUGCGAUGCUGAGAAUGAGAUCGCCACCACAGGGCUGCAAGUGUCCCUGAUCUGUCCUCUGGCGAAAACCCGAAUGUCAGCCCCCUGUCGAGCGCAGCCGUGUGCCCACCUGCAGUGCUUUGACGCAGCCUUCUACCUGCAGAUGAACGAGAGAAAGCCUAGGUGGACCUGUCCUGUCUGCCAUAAGCCUGCUCUCUUUGAAACACUCCAGAUCGAUAGUUUGCUGAGUAACAUCCUCCAGAGCACAGAAGAAGAUGUGGAGGUGAUUGAGUACCUGUCUAAUGGCUCCUGGAGACCAGUGAGAGAAGAGUGCGAGAGCAACAAAACCCCAGACCACUCUCCACUCAGCCUCAAAAGUGAGCCUGUACUGCUAGACGACGUUGUGGAUCUAACACAGUGCUCGACCGAUGAUGACGACUGUAUCGAUGAUAAGUGGUGAUGCUCUGUGAAAGAAGACUUUAAAGACCAUUUGCUGAUGAUGAAUACUCUUUUUUAUUUUUUAGUGUUUCAAAGUAUUAUUUUUUAUAUUUAUAUAUAUCUAAACAAAUAUUGUCCUGAAUGUUGUUUGUACCUCUUUCUAUGUACACAAACUGUUUGCUGCUUACAGCAAGAAGAAUAAAGGUUUAUUUUUUUCUGCUGCACACUUUGAUUUUUCUUUUUUCCUUUGAAAUGUUUAUUUAAGUUCUUUCUUUAUUUUUUUUAACUUAUGUCAGUGUGUGUAUAUAUACAUGUAUAGAAAGAGAAGCAUACAAUAAAAAUGAUUUCAGACAAA
Astyanax mexicanus (Mexican tetra) is the source of this 1737-nucleotide messenger RNA. RefSeq names its product protein inhibitor of activated STAT, 4b (gene pias4b). The coding region runs from base 106 to 1404 and encodes 432 amino acids. NCBI's taxonomy places the organism in Eukaryota, Metazoa, Chordata, Actinopteri, Characiformes, Acestrorhamphidae. The record is from RefSeq and is a predicted model, not a curated record. Gene Ontology annotation, molecular function: SUMO ligase activity; transcription coregulator activity; zinc ion binding. Gene Ontology annotation, biological process: regulation of transcription by RNA polymerase II; protein sumoylation. The transcript is spliced from 11 exons.